AUACAAUAGAAACCUAGCGAUGAAGUUUCUUACAACGCUAGCGUUGGCAGUAAUGCUGUCACCUAUGUCACAAGGUUUACGAUGCCGAGGCACAGGUAAAUGCGUGAGGCAGGGAUCAUGUGACGGUAUUGUUGACGCCAACUACACGUGCAGAAGGGCAGGGAAGGUGUGCUGCGUGCCGUCCAAAAACUCAACCACUGUAGCUUCGAAUUCCAUCUACGAAGGCUCUUGCGGCACGGUGGGGAACUCACGUAUUGUGGGAGGGGACACUGCUGACGCGCACGAAUGGCCUUGGCAGGUCUCUCUUCAUCUUAACAGUAGGGAGCAGCACGUGUGUGGAGGCAUACUGGUCAACGAGGAGUGGGUAGUGACAGCAGCGCACUGCGUCCACGGGUCUGGUAUGAACGCCCCCGGUGAUUGGACGUUAGUUCUAGGUGAGCACCACCUGGCGGAGGAAAGCAACAAUGAAAUACGUCGCAGUGUGGGAAAAAUAAUAGCUCAUCCCAACUACAAGAGCUACGGCACUUAUGCCAAUGACAUUGCUUUAAUGAAACUAGCGACCCCUAUCCAGAUGAGUCGCACCAUGCAGCCCGCUUGCGUGGCACGCCCUGGUCAGGUGUUCCUAGGCAACGGGGACUGUUGGAUCACUGGCUGGGGAGAUACAAAGAGUAAUGUCAGCAAUGAGGUCCUCCGGGAGUUCAACACCGUAAUUCGUACUUAUGCUGAGUGCAAGGAAGGCUGGGGAAGCUACGUGUUGGAAGACACACACAUUUGUAUAGGAGAUGGUUCCGCAGGUUCCUGUCAGAAACCUAGCGAUGAAGUUUCUUACAACGCUAGCGUUGGCAGUAAUGCUGUCACCUAUGUCACAAGGUCUGGAAUGAACGCCCCCGGUGAUUGGACGUUAGUUCUGGGUGAGCACCACCUGGCGGAGGAAAGCAACAAUGAAAUACGUCGCAGUGUGGGGAAAAUAAUAGCUCAUCCCAACUACAAGAGCUACGGCACUUAUGCCAAUGACAUUGCUUUAAUGAAACUAGCGACCCCUAUCGAGGUGAGUCGCACCAUGCAGCCCGCAUGCGUGGCAACCCCUGGACAGGUGUUCCUAGGCAACGGAGACUGUUGGAUCACUGGAUGGGGAGAUACAAAGAGCAAUGUCAGCAACGAAGUCCUCCGGGAGUUCAACACCAUAAUUCGUACGUACGCUGAGUGCAAGGAAGGCUGGGGAAGCUACGUGUUGGAGGACACACACAUUUGUAUAGGAGAUGGUUCCGCAGGUUCCUGUCAGGGAGACAGUGGCGGCCCCUUGGUGUGUAAGGUCCACGGCGUCUGGGUCCUGGCCGGCGUCACCUCGUGGGGGUACAGUGGCUGCCGAGAACUGGGGUUCCCUAAUGUCUACACACGCGUGUCCGAGUAUGCAAAUUGGCUCAGGGAUACCAUCAAUUCUAAUUAAACUAUUCAAUAGGGGGCGUGUCUGAGUAUGCAAAUUAGCUGAGGGAUACCAUCAAUUCCAAUUAAUCAACUCUAUAGGGGGCGUGUCUGAGUAUGAAAACUGGCUGAGGGAUACCAUCAAUUCCAAUUAAACAAUAUCUCAUAAUUCACUUUGAAUAUACUAGUAGAAGUCUCUGUUUACAUUGAGAAACCUUGAUGACUACCACAUAGUUGA
This is a messenger RNA of Lingula anatina, 1660 nucleotides long. RefSeq names its product chymotrypsin B. NCBI's taxonomy places the organism in Eukaryota, Metazoa, Brachiopoda, Lingulata, Lingulida, Lingulidae. Gene Ontology annotation, biological process: proteolysis. The record is from RefSeq and is a predicted model, not a curated record. Gene Ontology annotation, molecular function: serine-type endopeptidase activity.